GUGAUCCGAGACCCUGUGAUGCUCAGGUCGAGUGUGUGGAGCCGAUGAUGGGUGGAGCCACGCAAUGAACAGGAGCUUCAGUCAAAGCUUCAGUGUGUGUGUGUGUGUGUGUGCUCUCCUCAUAUUCCUGUUUCAGCAUCAUCAGGAUGACAAUCAUUGCUGAAGAUGACGGAGAUCCAGAGUGAUGGACUAACACAGUGUCGGAUGAUUGACAGGCCCGUGAUCCAAUAGGCACGAUGAUCGCCACAGGCGGGCUGCUGAGAAUCUCACGGAAUCGCCAGGAAUCGCCGCGAUCCAAGAACCGUGCGGAGAACAAGAAGAAGAGGAAAGCCAAGAAGAAACGAAAGAACGACGUUGUUGUGGUGAAAGGAAAAGUGAAGCUGUGCUCCGCAUCAGGGCUGGUGGCGGCGCUGGGCGUUUUCAUCUUACUGGUCGGGAUCACCAUGGCCGUACUGGGAUACUGGCCCAGAGAAAACACGGAUACGCCGAUAUGGCGAGCCACACAGGGGAAUCUAACAAGCAAUAACAUGCUGGUGGUGUCGAGCGACAGAAACUCUUCGUCACAUUCGCUCGGCUUCUUCAAAAAGCUGUUUUUGAGUUACUUAUACUCGGAUAAUCUCAAAGUAUUCGGGCCUUUAGUGAUGGGCAUCGGGAUUUUCCUCUUCAUCUGCGCCAACGCCGUUCUGCACGAGGAUCGUGACAAGAAAACUAAAAUCAUAAAUCUGAGAGAUAUUUACUCCACAGUCAUAGACAUUCACGGUUUGCGCGCCAAAGACCGCGUCCCGUUCAUCAGUUACAUGAGGAGCGCCGAGGGCUGUCCGAGAGGAAAACCAGGAAGCUAUAAGCGCAAGUCGUCGGUUUAUAGCAUAUCCCAAAGGUCCGAGGAAACGCACUGGGAAACGCGCUCAAUCGUCACGUCGUCUGUUAACGCGUUCACUUUACCUGUUAUUAAACUCAACAAUCGCGAUAUCAUGCAGGAGCUGGACGUCUCGCGCCGCAAGAGCUGCUCCGCCGCGGUGGAAACCCGAGCGCAGGUUUCCAGGACACACGUGUCGCUUUCCCAGGAUUCGAAGCUCAACGUGGGGAAGCGGGUCACGGGUUCGCAUCUGUCUCUGAGCGCGCUGUCGGAUCCGGGCGGAGGCUAUCGGGACGAGCGCUCGCGGAGGUUUAGCUGUCCCAGACUGGAGCGCUUGGGGAGUAAGGGCUACAGCAAACUGGGAGAUUCCUUCGCAGGCGCUGGAGGAACGGAGGAUACAGACACACACACACACACUUCCUCAAUGAUGGUUGACUCAAACUGAAAAUAAAACACCUUUAAAUGUCUGAAUGUCACUGAUUGUGCUCAUU
Rhinichthys klamathensis goyatoka is the source of this 1347-nucleotide messenger RNA. Its product is annotated as transmembrane protein 200C-like. The transcript has 2 exons. The record is from RefSeq and is a predicted model, not a curated record. Lineage: Eukaryota; Metazoa; Chordata; Actinopteri; Cypriniformes; Leuciscidae. The coding region runs from base 237 to 1301 and encodes 354 amino acids.